GAAAUACAACAAAGCAAAGCACCUCUAGCUUUACAGAAUCCCAGCCGGCUGUUCGAAAAUCAGUCGAUAUAACUGUGACUCAGAGCCAGAACCACCCAUCGAGCUCCACCAACUCCAGUCCACAGUCGAACGCAGCGGAGUCCAUCCAGAAAUGACAGACCCACGCCUCCGCCAGCUGGUGAUCAAGUCCGGAGUGGUCAGGCGGCUGACCAGGGAGAAGUUCUGCUACGCCAAGGAGGUGCGGACCGAGCAGACCAGGCUGGAGAAGUUCAAGGGCGAGGGAGCCGACGACCAUGUCCUGCGAAAGCAGGAGGAGGUCAUCCAGGAGUGCGUCAUGAUGGUGCCCGACUCGAAGAGGAGGCUGCAGAAGGAGCUCGAGAUUCUGGAGAAGUACCUCGCCGAUGAGCAGGACCUCAAGGAGACGGAGGAGUACUCCAAGGCCGCCGAGAUCGUCCAGGCAGCCAAAGCUGAACUGGAAAUCUAGGAUCAGCCCAUUCCCCACACUGCAUUUACCCCUUUUAUCAGCAUUACUGCUUAUUCCGUCAUUCCAUCCCAGGUCCAUCAUCAUCAAUUCCGAGCUGCAGAGCGGCCCGAAACCCUACGUAUUAAGCAACUUAAUACCCUUUUAUAUUGUUUUGAGCUGUAACAAAAUAAAUUAUAUUUUUUCUAAUAGCGCA
This is a messenger RNA of Drosophila biarmipes, 677 nucleotides long. It is a transcript of the gene Tbca, whose product is annotated as tubulin-specific chaperone A. The coding region runs from base 152 to 484 and encodes 110 amino acids. The transcript has 2 exons. Gene Ontology annotation, molecular function: beta-tubulin binding. The record is from RefSeq and is a predicted model, not a curated record. Gene Ontology annotation, biological process: post-chaperonin tubulin folding pathway; tubulin complex assembly. Gene Ontology annotation, cellular component: cytosol; microtubule cytoskeleton. Lineage: Eukaryota; Metazoa; Arthropoda; Insecta; Diptera; Drosophilidae.